AUAGCCACACCGGUAUUUCUGUCGUGUGCGCUAUUUUCCGAUUAAGGUCAAAUGUGGGUGAUAUUCUUGAACUGUUACACAAUUAGUAGCAUCUGCUGACUUUCCUCAAAGACUUUUGUGAAAUCGAGUGUUCAUGCAAUAUGUUCGUAGUCCAAACCUGUUCUCAACUUCAAAUAUCAAAAACUCAGUUGCAUAAAUAAAAUAAACCCCUUUCAUUUGUUGCUUCUUACGUGAAUGGAAGUCUCUACACUUGGAUUUCUUGACCAUCAUUAGGAUUCCGGAGAUAUUAGUUAGAAAACACGAUAUGAUUUUCUACUAGUAAAGCACUUCAAUCAUUUGUUUAGCGAACUACAACACAAGCAUAAUACGUUAUAAAAUCUUAUUUUUUUUAUUCCUCCCUUCAAAUUACAAUCCAAAACUUCAUAAUGAGCAGGAAUAUUCAUUCCAGACUAUUUUCAUUCAUUGUAUAUCUACUCAUAUACUCCACUUUGGCUGUCAAGGUUAACACAGAAGAAGAAACAAAAGAUUUAAUUAUGGUAUUUAUUCUUUGUCGACACGGGGAUAGAUCUCCUGUUCACACUUUUCCAACGGAUCCUUUUCGAAAGCUUUGGAAAAUGGGAUAUGGUCAGUUAACAGCUUAUGGUGCAAAACAACAUCAUGAACUUGGCCAGAUGAUUCGUAAAAGGUAUUCUACUCUGAUUCCUGAAGUCUAUCACAAGGUAAUGAAUGUUGUUUUUCUUUUAAAUUCUCAACUGAUAAAAUGAUAGGAUGAAGUAUUAUUUCGUAGUUCAGGCACUGAAAGAACACUUAUGUCUGCAAAUAAUUUUAUCAGAGGACUAUAUCAACUAGAAAAGGAAAGUACAAAUCAUUUGCCUCCUGUCUUCUCCAGAUUGGUAAAUGAAGAUCAUUUGUUGAAAAUGUCUAGUAAAUGUCCUAAAUUCAAGAGGCUGUUUAACAAUUUAAUGAACUCGUCAGCAGUUUUUCAAAAAGCAUAUAGUUUGCAAGAUUUUUUCUCUUAUCUGGAGCGAAUGACUGGUUACACUUUCCCAAAGGACAGAAGUUCACCUGAAAAUUUCUACCCUGCUUGGCGUCUAUGUGAUCCUAUCACAAUAUGGGUUGAACAAGGACUGCCUUCAAUACCAAAAUGGGUUACUAACGAUGUUUAUCAGAAAUGUGCUAGCCUAUUGGAUUUCAAGCAUUACAUUCGAUUUUCUGAACCACAUCUAACAAGAUUACGUGGUGGUCCAUUAGCUGGUCAUCUGGUUGACUUAUUUCGUGAACGUAUCAACAGAGAAUUAAAAACUAAGCAUCAGAAUAAUCAUCCUGAUGAAAAUCAUCAUUCUUCAGAAGGACUUCAUCGACGAUUUGUUGCCUAUUUUGCACAUGAUUCUACACUAGCAGCUUUAAUGAGUCAUUUGGGUGUAUAUAAUGGGUUGAAACCUCCUUUAGCAAGUUGUCUGAUCAUAGAACUUCAUCGGCCAAGUUCUUCAACUAUCGAAGAUUUCCACCUCAACUUUUAUUACUUCAAUGAAACAAAACUCCCGCUGAACAAUACUGUCAAGUUAAUCAGUCUUUGGCCUCCAUAUUGUGGUGGAGCUUUCAGUACCGCUAACUCCUCUUGUCCAUUUGAAAAAUUUGAAUCAUCAAUUUAUGGAACUUUUGCUACAGAUAUAUCAAGGGAAUGUUAUGAAGAUGCUGAUCAGAUGAGUACAGUAACAACAACAGCAACAACAAGAUUAACUAAGCCAAGAGUUAUGGGAAUGUUUGAAUCCUAUUGUUAUUAUCCUCAACUAUUAACUCUUGUCUUAUUUCAAACAGCUGUUGUCUGUUAUUUGAUUGUACGCUUUUUACGUAUCCCUAUGAUGUAUAUUGUAAAUAGUCUACGAUAUUUACGUUUAUAAUUUACUGCUUUUUUUGCAUUUUAAUACACAAAUGAGAUAUACUACUUAAUUACCUACUUACAUACUUAAUGGAUUGUCUUAGUAGAUAACUUAAUGAAUAAAAAAAAGAUUCAUUGCUUUCUCAUUCAUCCCUUCAAUAGUCUUUCAAUAGUGUUUACUUACUUAUAUAUUAUGUUCAAAAUGAAAAGGAGAAGUGUGUGUUCAUUCUCUCUCUCUCUCCAAAAGAAUUUAAUUUUAAACCAAAAAUUCAGGGACUUUAUGCCUAGUGUUCAUUUCAGUGACACAACGAUGUACACGCAAUAGUACUGCACUCAUCCUCCUUCCCUAUUAUUAUUAUUAGUUUUUUUUCGAGUCUAUGUGUGUGUAUAUUCACACUAUUUUUUAUUUGUUUUGUUUGAGUUUUUAUUUUGGAAAAAAUAUUUUUUUUUAAAAAACGAAAUUUGGUUCUUCUUUUUCUUCUUGUCUUUCGAUUCUUCUUGCGUUCUGAGUGGUGAAAUAUAGGAGGCUACAAGCUUUGAAGAGUCAGUGACGUCGGGGGGACUAUAUUGACGGCUAGAUUAGAAAUAGGGAGUGAAUUGGUAGAGUAUGUUGCAUCAGCCAACGCCAGUGGGUUGAUCGCUGACGAAAUUUCAGGACGGAUAUAGAAGGCUCGUUUGUCAUUUGCCUGCGAACUCACACCAUCUCUGGCGUAGAGGUGAUAUCCGACUGGCUGUCGA
Molecule: messenger RNA, 2617 nt
Organism: Trichobilharzia regenti
Lineage: Eukaryota; Metazoa; Platyhelminthes; Trematoda; Strigeidida; Schistosomatidae
Source: the annotation of a GenBank genome assembly